GCCCGACCGGCAUUUACGGCUCAACCUGAUCUAUGUGUGCGUCUAUAACACGAUGCGUCUCUUCCCCGGUUGCCUACGCCUGAUCGGCUACAAAUUCCCACAAUGACCUGUAAAUAUUUAUCCAUGAUUAUGAUGUUGCUGUUGGUGAUUUGAUUGGCCUUUUUGCCCUGACACACACACACACACACAGAUAUACACCGGGAUCCGCGUGUGGUCCAAAGGGAAAUCGGGGCGCCGACGGAUAUGGCGGCGCCGGUCAACGGAAGUAUGAUGGUUAAUUUAACUAAUGCCAGCACAACGCCGAAUGAUAAUGAGACGGUGGAGCAUUCAGGGGAGAUGUACCCGCAUUAUUAUCUCAUUGCCAGUAUUGCCACGGUCCUGUAUGCCGGGAUCUUUAUUGUCGGGGUCAUUGGGAAUCUGUUGGUGUGCUACGUGGUGGCCGCCUAUAAAGAUAUGCGGGAUAAUAUCUUCCAUAUUUUCUUAGCAAAUCUGAGCAUCGCCGAUCUGCUGGUGGUGGCCGUCUGCGUGCCCACGGCCAUGGUGGAUGUCUUCAGCGAGGAGAUCUGGUAUUUGGGCGAGGAGAUGUGCCGUGCCGUCCCUUUUUUGGAAUACUCCGUCACUCAUCUGUCAGUACUGACGAUUCUGGCCAUCAGUUUCGAGCGCUUCCUGGCCAUCAUCUAUCCGCUGAAGGCCCAGUAUCUGGCCAGCCGCAAUCGCAGUCAGGCCAUGAUUAUUGUCAUAUGGGGCGUGGCCUUCGUCACCAGUAUCCCCUUUGCGCUCAUACCCACAUACUCUUCAGUAAACCACAGUCGUUUUGACCACUUGGUGCCGUCCUGUGCACAACCGAUCGACACCAAACUGAAGGAAGCCUACAUGAUCCUGGUGGUGGUGGUGUUCUUCGUCAUCCCUUUUUUCAUCUUACUCGUCCUGUACGCUUUCAUCAGCCACCACCUGAUAAGGGACUCCUACAAGACCCUCGGCGUCACCACGGACUCCUUGGCGACGAAUAUGCGGGCGCGGAAGCAGGUCGUGAUCAUGUUGGCAACGGUGGUUGGAGCAUUCUUCGUCUGCCUACUGCCAUUCCGCAUCUUGUCCGUCUGGACCAUCUACGCCGACACAAAAUGGUACGAGGCCCUGGGCGCACCCAGCUGGUUUACACUGCUGUACUUCGCCCGCAUCAUGCUGUACAUGAACAGCGCCUGCAAUCCGGUGGUCCUCUACUUUAUGUCCACGAAAUUCCGCACCAAGUUCCAGCAUGCCCUGUGCUGCCGGCCGCUGCCGGCGUCCAACCGGGAUAACAUCAGUCGGAGCGGCACCUUUCGCUACAGCGUCCGCACCGACUACAGCGGCAGUCUAAAACGGCCGGACUGCGGGACGCAGUACACGUUCACCUCGUCAAGCUCAUUGAACAGACGCUCACCCAUGAGCAACGGCAACGGUAACGCCUCGGUGACGCUGACGCCGAUCGAAGAGCUUCCCAUGCUAUAAGCAGUUUUCUGUUUCUUGUCAAACCCGGGUGAUGGUGUCACAGAUGGAAAAUUAAGUAGUGUGUAAAUUAACCCGCAAUGGAAAUUCAUUUCACUUGUUGUACAUAAUGCCGACUGUGAUUGGGUACUGUUCAUGCCGAAUGUGCGUAAAGUCAA
Molecule: messenger RNA, 1643 nt
Organism: Paramacrobiotus metropolitanus
Lineage: Eukaryota; Metazoa; Tardigrada; Eutardigrada; Parachela; Macrobiotidae
Product: orexin receptor type 2-like
Exons: 5
Coding region: 244-1488 (414 amino acids)
Biological process (GO): G protein-coupled receptor signaling pathway
Cellular component (GO): plasma membrane
Molecular function (GO): G protein-coupled receptor activity
Source: RefSeq, a predicted model, not a curated record